UGGGAGUUGCCUUUUUCCGCGCUUUGAAAGCUGGCGCUAUCUGCUGAAAUUAAAGCGCUUUUCUCCUUUCGUUGUUUCAUCCUCGUUAAGGCAUGGACAGGAGCAGAAAGCGUCAUCUUGUUUGUGUCUGAGUGGCCUACAAAAUACCGUCUCGCUCAGUUCCUCUCCUUACCUCCUCGUAUCCUGUUCUUUUUUUCGCACGAACCAAGAAGGAAACAAUUAUCCAGCGGUGGAAAUCUCUAUUGGCCGGCAAAAGUGGACUGUUCGUUACUGUCAUGGAUUUCUGUUUAUCCGGUUCCUCUAGGGAAGCGUCUAUCCCCGUUCUAGAUGCUUUUGGCCCAUCCCUCCACAGAAACAUUCACUGCCUCUGGAAAAAAUUCUGUUGCCACAAGAGCUGAUGCUUCCCCAGGGAUUUCGUACCAUCGCAUUUUUCGAAUAAUCUUUCCAACUGUCGGUCAAGCAGUCUCUACGAGUGUGCAGUGUUUCUCGCGUUCCACCGCCCCGCUGUCCUCUUUCGACACCGGCCUGCUGCUACUUUAAUGUCUCUUAUUUGUCUCCCUAUCUCAUCCUCGUAUAUCGUGCUUUGGAAGUGAAUCUUUAUGUGUAUCUUCAUUGUUUUUCCCAAGUGUCGGUUUCACUGUGGCUCCCCGUCUCGAUAUCGUGCCCGUCUUCACCGCGCGUUGGCUUCACGUAGUCACCAGGUUCCUGGAGUCAGGCAUAACUUCUCGGACACCUCCUUCACUUUAUUUGUUCUCUAAUUUUCUUUGAAUAUGUUCGCAUUACGAUGGCCGUAACUCCUGCUGAUGUCUCUGUCUGCCGUCAAGUUCUCUCUUUUGUAGGGAAAAGCCUCUCCUCCGCCGUGGAUGUGAAUACCUCUGGAGUGCUGCCUGCCCAUUUAAGGCGGAUCGGAUGCUAGCGUUUUGCCACGAGUUGCGGGACGCGCUUCACGACGAAGGAUCUGUUCAGAGGACAUCUCCUAGAUUGUUUUGAUGCAAUUGAGCGUCCUUUUUCACACAGCGCGAGGUGAAGGGCUUCGCAGUUCGUUUUCCUCACGACGCGUGAAAGCAGUUGCUUGCAUGCGUCGUACGUGUCUCUAGGGAAUUCUCCAUCACACUUUUUUCGGACUGCAGUCGAAACACCUGUGCGCUGAAUCCAGGGAAGCGUUUUUCUCUCGUCUGUUUGUUGUCUAACCCCCGUCGGUGUCACAGCCGGUUCUUUUCGUUGUGGUGGCUCCUCUCACCUUUCCUUCUGCCACGAAGCGCGUGUUUCUUCCAUCCUUCUGCAGCGUCUUCGGGGUCUUGUCAUUGUGUUCAAUCGCAAAAUGGAGAACAACGGAAGCAGUGGGAAGAACCAGCCGUCGUCAACGGCGGCGGCGACGGACAGUGCAGGCGUCGCCUUUGACUCGCAUAUUUACGGCGAGACGCCGGCGGCGCAUUACGUGACAGAAAUCGACGCAGAGACGCCUUUGGUGGCACAAGAUGGCGGCUCGGGUUCGGCGGUGUCUCGCGCGAGCCGCAGCGGCCAACGCUCGACGGAAGAUGGGGCGCGGAUCGCGGAGCGCGAGCGCAUGCUGAUGGCUCAGCAGGGCGACGGCGUGGAGGCGACUGGGGUAGACAAGUCGAUCGCCGCCCGCGAAGACUUUUACCGCCGGCAGCGCUUCCAGCGAGCGCUCUCCCCCGAGCGUGCGGAUCCCUUCUCCGACGGCGACCUGGGCGCGGCGUCCCGCGGCGAGAGCGCGCGUACCUACGCCGACGUGAUGCUCGAGCAGCACUUGGACCGCGAGAAGCAAGCAGCUGUGCGACAAAUCCGCAAACUGCAAGAGGACGCGGAGCUCCAGAGGCAGCUUCAGAUGCAGAAGCAGCUCGGCGGAGGGGACGGCUCCGAAAAGAAGCGCAGAAGGUGGGACUGGGGCACCGCCGGCGCGGAGGACGAAGGCCUCACAGAGGCUGAGCGCCAAGAACUCGCUCGUGCCAAGGCGCAGGGCGGCGGCAAGAGCGAAGAAGGAGCCGCGGCUGCGGCGGCGGCCCUCGUCAGCCGCUGGGAUACGCCGCUCCAUGCCGGUGGACAGACCCCCGGCGCGUGGGGAGAAACGCCGCUCGUCGCAGGCAGCGACAGCCGAGAAGGUGCGGGCGCCAGAACAGGCCUAGGUGCGGCGCCCGGCAAAAAGAAAAGCAGAUGGGAUGCAACGCCCACGAUCGGAGGCACUGGACAGGAAACUCCCACUCCUGGGCAGUGGGGAGCGACCCCCGCGGUCGACCAAGCAGGGACUCCGAUUCUUGCUGGCGCGGGCAGCGUCACGCCCAUGGCGCCUGGCGCUGGUUCUGGCAACGUGACCCCGAUGAUCGCUCCAGGGUCUCAGACGCCCAGCAUGGGUCGGAAGCGAAGUCGCUGGGACGCGACGCCGGUUCUCGGCGGCUCGGACGCAGACAUGGCGGCGGCCGCUGCUGCGGGGCUGACCCCUGGAGCAUCGACGCCCAUGACGGGUGGCGCCGGCAUGACCCCCGGGAAGGACGGCAGCACGCCGAUGACGAGUCAGCUGACUCCUGGAAUGACGCCUCUGGCGGUCACUGGCAUGGUAGGCGCGACACCGUUGACUCCGGGAACUCCUAUCUCCACAGCGGAGCAGCUUCUCCAGCUGCGCAUGCAGCAGGAGCAGGACGAACGCACGCGGUAUUUGACUGACGAAGAGUUAGAUAGGUUACUUCCCAAAGAGGGCUACGAAAUCGUCCCGCCGCCCGCGGACUACAACCCGCCGCCGUCUUCUGCUGCGGCAGCGGCAGCUCGAGCGCGACACCAAGCCAUCGGCAUGACUCCAGGCGUGGCUGCGACGCCUACGCCCAUCGGAGUGACGCCUCUGUACACGAUGCCUGAGGAGGGAGUGAUUCCUGGCGGCAUGGAGGGCCUCAUGACGAUGGGGGGUGGCAUCGGUGGCCAGCUGACGGCUGAGGGAGGCGGCGUGACGAUGAAGGCUGAGGAUUACCAGUUCUUUGCGAAACUCUUCGAAGACAAAGACGAGGACGCAAUGACACAAGAGGAGGUGAAGGAACGCAAGAUUCAGCUGCUUUUGUUGAAGAUCAAGAACGGCACCCCUCCGCUUCGUCGAUCUGCUCUGCGCACGCUGACGGAGAAGUCCAAGGAAUUCGGCGCCGCUGCGCUUUUUAAUCAGAUUCUCCCUCUCAUGAUGCAGAGCACCCUGGAAGACCAGGAACGGCAUCUGCUCGUCAAAGUCAUUGAUCGCGUACUGUACCGCCUGGACGACGCUGUCCGCCCGUACGUCCACAAAAUUCUUGUCGUUAUUGAACCUCUACUUAUCGACGAGGACUACUACGCUCGCAUUGAGGGCAGAGAAAUCAUUUCUAACUUGGCGAAGGCGGCGGGUCUCGCGACGAUGAUUGCCACCAUGCGUCCCGAUAUCGAUCACCCGGAUGAAUACGUUCGUAAUACCACCGCAAGAGCCUUCGCCGUCGUGGCGUCCGCGUUGGGAAUUCCGUCGCUGAUUCUUUUUCUGAAGGCCGUGUGUCAGUCGAAGAAGUCGUGGCAAGCGCGCCACACGGGCAUCAAGAUUAUCCAGCAGAUGUCCAUUCUGAUGGGGUGCGGGGUUUUGCCCCAUCUGAAGCAGCUCGUGGAAAUUAUUCAGCACGGGCUGGACGACCAAGUUUUGAAGGUCAAGACCGUCACGGCUCUGGCUCUCGCGGCCUUGGCCGAGUCUGCGGCGCCGUACGGUAUCGAAGCCUUCGACAGUGUCCUCAGGCCUCUUUGGAAGGGUAUGGGUGAAAUGCGCGGAAAAGGUUUGGCGGCGUACUUGAAAGCUAUCGGUUCCAUUAUUCCCCUUAUGGACGCCUACCACGCGAGCUACUAUACACGAGAAGUUAUGGUCAUGCUGGUUCGAGAAUUCGAAACAAACGAUGAAGAAAUGAAAAAAAUCGUCCUCAGAGUCGUCCGACAGUGCGUCGCCACAGAAGGUGUGGAGAGCGAGUACAUUCGAACAGAUAUCGUACCACCAUUUUUCGCGAAGGUUUGGUUGGUGCGCAACGCACUCGACCGCCGUACAGCGAAGCUCCUCAUUGAGACCGUCGUGGAAAUUGCCAACAAAGCAGGAGGCGCUCACAUCAUUCAGCAGAUUGUUGAAGACUUGAAAGACCCAAGUGAACCUUUCAGGAAGGUGACAUUGGAGGCUCUGGAACAGAUCAUUGUGAACAACGGCGUUGUAGACGUCGACAACCGCCUGGAGGAGCAACUGGUUGAUGGUCUUUUGUACGCGUUUCAAGAGCAGACGUCGGAAGAUGCGACGGCUCUGCUGAACGGGUUUUCUACCAUCGUCAAUGCAUUGGGUACCCGCAUCAAGCCGUACCUGCCUCAGAUUUGUGGUGUUAUCCGCUGGCGUCUCAACACACCCAGUGCGAAGCUCAGGCAACAGGCUGCAGACCUUAUUGCGCGCAUUGCCGUUGUCAUGCAGAAGUGUGGAGAGGAGCAGAUGCUUGGUCAUUUGGGUCUGUUCCUUUACGAAUAUCUCGGAGAAGAAUACCCGGAGGUCCUAGGUAGCAUUUUAGGUGCACUGAAGGCAAUUGUGAAUGUCAUUGGCAUGAACAAAAUGACACCGCCCAUCAAGGAUUUGCUUCCACGUCUCACGCCGAUUCUCAAGAACCGUCACGAGAAGGUCCAGGAGAACGUUAUCGACCUCGUGGGACGCAUCGCCGAUCGAGGAGGUGACUUGGUGUCACCCAAGGAGUGGGACCGCAUCUGCUUCGACUUGCUAGAUAUGCUGAAGGCGAGCAAGAAGGCCAUUCGGCGAGCGACUGUCAACACCUUCGGCUACAUUGCGCGGACAAUUGGUCCCCAGGAUGUCCUGGCUACUCUCUUGAACAACCUGAAGGUGCAAGAACGCCAGCUGCGUCUAUGCACGACGAUCGCUAUCGCCAUCGUGGCGGAGACGUGUCUGCCGUACUCCGUGCUUCCGGCGCUUAUGAACGAAUACCGCGUCCAGGAGCUGAACGUACAGAAUGGUGUCCUCAAAACUCUUUCCUUCAUGUUCGAGUACAUCGGAGAAAUGGCCAAGGAUUACAUCUACACUGUGGUUCCCUUGCUUGAAGACGCUCUCAUGGACCGCGACCUUGUCCACAGGCAAACGGCGGCUUGGGCAACCAAGCACUUGGCACUCGGUGUCCAUGGUCUCAGUUGCGAAGAUGCGCUUCUGCAUCUGAUGAACUUCGUCUGGCCAAAUAUUUUCGAGAAAUCGCCGCAUCUUGUGCAGGCUUUUUUCGAUGCUGUCGACGGCAUGCGCGUCUCACUGGGUGCCGGCAUUGUAUUUCGAUACGUCCUUUUGGGUCUAUUCCAUCCGGCGAAAAAGGUGCGCGAAGUGUACUGGCGAGUGUACAACAAUCUUUACAUUGGGCAUCAAGACUCGAUGGUUGCGUUCUACCCACCCCUUCCGGACGACGAGAAGGGCUGUUAUUCUCGAGACGAACUGCUGUAUGUUAUUUAGUUGGCGUUUUUUUCUCUUGUCUAUUUCAAAGUGUUCGAGUGUUUCAGAAGUGCAUGGCAAACAGUCUUGUCCUUCUUCUGCGAAACGUUUGACGAGGAGACACACGCUUGCUCGGCGAUUGCUCAUGUGAUGAGGAAGUCCACUCAGUUGUGGUAGACGCAUUUAUGCAGACUCAGCCAGCUUCAUCGGUUUCCAUUCAUUUUAGUAUGCGUCACCUGAACGGUGUCGGGAAAAAUUGGUGAUUGCCGGACCAGCUAAUGAGGGAAUCUGAAAUUCAUCACUGAAGGACAGCAGAGAACAUAGCAUAAACACUUCAGCAGUUCGGAGAGUUGGUCCAUCACGUCGUUGUAUCUCACGGAGAUUAUGUUUUAAUCACGAGGGAAAAGGCGGUGUUGUUUAUGCCACAUAUUCCGACAACCGUUGUCACAAGGCAGUUGGAAGCGACUAAGAUGCUGUGUAGAUCUUGUUCGUUAGAUUAGUUACAGUCACCAGCAUAGGACUCUUCAGUAAACUUUGGUCAGCGAUACAAAGGCUGUGCUAGCGGUCACUCAAGGAGACAGAAAGCGAUAUGGUCACAUUUUAUAUCGAGCAAAUACCCAUCAGUUAUAGAAGAGGGCAAGUGCAAGCAGGUAUUGUUAUUUUCGCCUUCGAUGUCAGAGAGGCUGGAAUGCCCUAGAAGGGGUCUGCGGUGAGGACAGGGUCUCUUCUCGCAAUUAUCCAGAUGCUUGCGAUGAGCGGAGAACUAAAAGCAGCUCGUUUUUUCCAUGAAGAAUAGGCCCAGAUCUACUUGAGCGGGGUCCAGAUCGAACAAACACGUGGGCCGGGGCAUUAUAUGUUUUUCAUUCCAGGGUAGACGGAAUUGCG
Messenger RNA from Toxoplasma gondii ME49, 6346 nucleotides. RefSeq names its product U2 small nuclear ribonucleoprotein family protein, putative. Bases 1322 to 5482 code for a protein of 1386 amino acids. Gene Ontology annotation, cellular component: U2-type prespliceosome; catalytic step 2 spliceosome; U2 snRNP. Lineage: Eukaryota; Apicomplexa; Conoidasida; Eucoccidiorida; Sarcocystidae. The record is from RefSeq and is a predicted model, not a curated record. Gene Ontology annotation, biological process: spliceosomal complex assembly. Gene Ontology annotation, molecular function: mRNA binding. The transcript is spliced from 12 exons.